AUAUAUCAGCAUCCCGCCUCGGUUGUGUUCAUACAUUUGACGCAAUACCACCGCGUCAGGUUAAAGCGAAAAUAGCGUCGUCUUAUAUCGCGUCGCAUGUCACGGGUUGCCGCUUGAAUUUGAGUCUCCACGUCGCAGGAUUGUCGAGUCCUUACGCCGAUUCAAAAGAUUCAAUCUUUCUAGAGAAGGUACACAUCAAAGAGAAGCGGCCAUCGAGGAAAUGUGGCGUGAAUAGAACAGUGGCGUGUGUCAUGCAUGGAGAAACAGACGACGGCAAAGCAUAAACAUUAUAACACAUUCUUAUGUGAUUAGACGCCCUCACAGGGUCUUGGCAUGUCACGUUAGCAUUGAACUGCAAUAUUUACAAAGAAAAUCCACAGUUCACUGUGACCUGUACCUGUUUUAGAAUUGAAGAAUAACAUCGAUAUCAAAGCAAAACAAAGAAUAACUUGAUCGCACACAAUUCGUGAUUGGUAAUAGCUGAAAUAUUGGCCCUCUCCGAGUGACGUUGUGCUCCUAUAUAAGCGAUCACUUUCUGUCGGCGGACAGUUAUAACUAAGAGGAAAGAGUGAUCUUGCUUUCAACACUCAAAGGGGCUAAAAUGGGUUUCGACAUUGAAAGGUUUACCGGAAAAGUCAACGAAGGGCUUCUGUGUUCCAUCUGCCGCGACGUUCUGGAAGAACCAUUACAAGCCCCGUGCGAGCAUGCGUUUUGUUCAACUUGUAUUCACGCGUGGCUCACACAUUAUAACACUUGCCCAGAAGACCGUUUACCGCUAUGGCCGAGCGACUUGAAGCCGAUUUUCAGGUACAUGAAAAAUGAUUUGGAUGCGCUCAAAAUAAGAUGCGACAACGAAGUGCGAGGUUGUAAGGCUUUGGUGCGUUUAGAUGCGCUUAAAACGCAUUCGAAGGAGGAGUGUGGUUUUGUUUUGGUUCGGUGUCCAAACGAAGGUUGUAACGAGGAACUCACUAGACGCGAUUUGGAGGCGCACUCUAAGACGUGCAAAUUUCAGUCGGCCGAAUGCAGUAAAGGAUGUGGCCUAAAAGUGAGCAAAAGUGAAGAAUCCGGACACAACUGUAUAGCAGAACUGCGCAAAGCCUUGGCUAAACAACAGCAGGAAAGCGACGCUAAGGUUCGUGAGCUUAAAAAGGAGAUGGAGACGCGACUUGAUUCACAUCGCGUUCACAUGGUGUACAAGGAAGCCACGCUUCAAAAUCAAAUCGAGGAUUUGAAAUCUCAAGUGGCGGAGCUGAUCCGUGAGACCAAAUCGCUGAAAGCGCAAAAGAGAGAAGAGCUUCACAGUGAGGAUCCCGAAAGGAAAGAGAUCCUGGAAUGGUUAAGAAGCUUGAAAUAUCAAGACGAAAUUGCGGAGCGAUAUUGCAGCAGUUGUAACAAGCGGUAUCUCUAUGUAAGGAAGGAUGCAAUACACUGCUUGAAUGAUCAGGUUAACCUGAGCCGCUCGUCCUCAACUGAAGAAGACGCCAUUCUCAGCCACAUCCGAAGCUCCCGCGGGACAAAGCCUCGAAGUUGGUGCCCAAGUCCCGUAGGUGCGGGUCAAGCCGCGGUUUUACCUCGCUCUCAAAGCGAGGAGUCCUCGUUGAACAGAGCUGUUUUGGAAUCAUGGCGUCGAACGCCUGAUGUUUCCACUUCACCAUGUACAAACUGAAACGCUUCCAAGAACAAAGAACUCCAGAUGAAGAGGAAAACUUAGAUUUCCAUUUACCAUCAUAAAGAAUUGAUGUUUCCUGCUUUAACUUAAAAUUUGUGUUGGAGAUAAAGAGGAUAUUCCCUUUUCAGAAACAGUUUCCAUAUAUUAAAUAUCGUACUUCUAAAAGAGAGGUUAACCCGUAAUGCACACACUUGAAUUUUUACUCUGAAACAACGUUAAUAUUAGAUCCUGCAACGUGUCCUAAAUGCCUUUGUCCCGAGUAUUUUUACCAGCACAAGCGGUUCUUGUGAAACUAGCAAAGAGGAGCUACAGAUGUCCAAGGCUUUUGUGUAGUUCGAAAGUUACACAUUUAUCGCAAAAAGGAGAGAAAGAUAUGAUCUUAAAUACUACUUAAAAGUAUGGCACAGCCUCCUGAAACGACUUCGCUUAAAACUCCCCAGCCAAGAUAAAUAUGGACACUGGUAUCAAGUUUCGAAAAUUUAAUGUAAAAUUGAAACGAAUUUUGAUGGUACAAACAAAUCUAAUGGUUUCCUAGGUCUAUUUAAUCUAACUUAAAUGGUUUUGUAAUGCCACAAUCUCUACGAUAAGCUUAACUUUAACAUCAACUGAAAUA
This is a messenger RNA of Pocillopora verrucosa, 2282 nucleotides long. RefSeq names its product E3 ubiquitin-protein ligase NRDP1-like. Gene Ontology annotation, molecular function: zinc ion binding. The record is from RefSeq and is a predicted model, not a curated record. NCBI's taxonomy places the organism in Eukaryota, Metazoa, Cnidaria, Anthozoa, Scleractinia, Pocilloporidae.